Triplophysa dalaica is the source of this 3643-nucleotide messenger RNA. RefSeq names its product denticleless E3 ubiquitin protein ligase homolog (Drosophila) (gene dtl). Gene Ontology annotation, biological process: mitotic G2 DNA damage checkpoint signaling; proteasome-mediated ubiquitin-dependent protein catabolic process. The record is from RefSeq and is a predicted model, not a curated record. Gene Ontology annotation, cellular component: nucleus. The transcript has 15 exons. Lineage: Eukaryota; Metazoa; Chordata; Actinopteri; Cypriniformes; Nemacheilidae. The coding region runs from base 81 to 2042 and encodes 653 amino acids. Gene Ontology annotation, molecular function: protein-macromolecule adaptor activity; protein binding.
UUCGUCUUCGCCCCUUAUUCAUUGUUCGCGCGAAAACCGAUCACUUCCCAUCUAACUUUAGUGAAGAUCAGACAGGAGCGAUGACUCUUUUUCACCAUGUUAUUGAUCGAGGGAUUUUAAGACGAAGAUGGAACGAUAAUCGUCGGGAUCUCCCCCUCUCAUCUUUACUGGAUGGAUUUCAGUGCACUCGACACGAUGAACAUGUUUCAUACGGAUCCUCAGCUGCUGCAGUGCCGCCCUUUGGAUGCACGUUUUCCUCUGCCCCCGGGCAUCUGAACAACGUUGCUGUUGCAAAUGAAGAAGGAUUUGUGACCAUCUUCAAUACUGGAGAAUAUAAGAGCUCCGUUCUGAAGGAGUGGCAGGCCCAUGAUAAUGCAGUGUUUGAUAUUUCCUGGGUUCCUGGCACCAACAGUUUGGUGACCGCCUCCGGUGACCAGACCGCACGUCUGUGGGAUGUUAUCACUGGCGACCUGCUGGGAACGUUUAAAGGACACCAGUGCAGUCUGAAAUCGGUGGCUUUCUCAAAGCAAGAGACAGCUGUAUUCAGCACUGGAGGCAGAGAUGGGAACAUUAUGGUCUGGGAUACAAGAUGCAGUAAGAAAGAUGGCUUCUACAGGCAAGUGAAACAGAUCAGCGGUGCCCAUAUGAAACCUGAAAGACACACGCCCCAAACAAAGAAGAGACGUGGAAUGGCGCCCCCGGUGGACUCCCAGCAGGGUGUGACAGUGGUUCUGUUCUGCGACGAUAACAGGCUCAUCUCUUCAGGAGCUGUUGAUGGGACCAUUAAAAUGUGGGAUUUGAGGAAGAACUACACUGCAUACCACCACAACCCCCACCCCCUGCAGACUUAUCCAUACCCGGGAUCCUGCACACGCAAACUAGGUUAUUCUGGUCUUUCUCUGGACUCCACCGGCUCAAGGCUGUUCUCCAAUUGCACAGAUGACAACAUCUACAUGUUCAACAUUAGUGGUUUAAAAACAACUCCAGUUGCCGUAUUCAGAGGCCAUAGUAAUUCCUCAUUUUAUGUGAAGUCCAGUGUCAGUCCAGAUGAUCAGUUUUUGGCCAGUGGCUCAAGUGACCAUCAUGCUUACAUGUGGAAGAUUGCUGACCCAAAACAACCUCCCAUCAUGCUUCAGGGUCAUAGCCAGGAAGUCACUUCAGUGGCAUGGUGCCCAACUGACUUCACCAAGAUUGCUUCAUGUUCUGAUGACAACACUGUUAGGAUUUGGCGCCUGAACCGCAAACCUGAUGGAGAAAACACUUCGAACAGAGAUGCAAAUGUUGUUGGGUGGACACUUCGUAAAAUCCAGACACCUACCAGAACACAUGGUCCUUUCUGCCCUGUUGUUGUCACUCCAGCCAAAAGUGCUAUGUUGGAGUCUGAGAGAUCUGCGUGUCUGCCUUCACCGCAGCCUGCUGCUUGUGCCCCAACUGGUGCUGAUCUGCCCCUCCCAUCAAACACAUCUGCUCCUGUGGCAAAACUCAAAAGCCCCAAAUUGGCCUCAUCCAUCCAGCAGUGGAUCAGCCGCGGCACUUCCCCAGCCGCCAGCGGCGCGUCUCCAUGCCGAAAGGUGCUCAAAGCUGUCCUCCAGGCAUCCUGCUCUGAACGUCGAGCCAAGCGACGACUGGAAACGGGUGAUGCUUCUGUUGUGGGAGAAGAGACUGACGGGGUAUCAGAAUUGUGUCCGGACGCCAAGAGGAGCAGGAGUUCAGAGAUCUCACACAGCUCCUCUAAAGAGAAUAAGCAUGCCGUGUUCAGGUUGCAAAGAGAGGGGAGUCUGAGCUCGGCUGUUCAGGCUGGUAAAGAGAACAGCUCACCGAAAAAGACUGACUGGCUCUCUGUGAUGAGCCAAAAACUCAAAGGAUCAGCUCAACCCAAAAGUCCUAGCAACAAGCGAGAGUGUUUAAGAACGCCCAGCUCCCCAGCAGCAGUCUCUCCACAUCCCAUAAAGGUCCUCUCCCCUUCACCAGCCCAAAAAGCAUCGCCCUCCAGACCUAUGAAAAAAAUCUCCAGCUACUUCACGAAAAGAACCCAAGACUGAACUUCCGGAGAUCUGAGACUGUUCAGUGGUGUAAAUUCUAGUCCAGGUCUCCUGGGAUUUAAGAGAACAUUUUAAACUUUGAAGAAUUUGCUGAUACAUCUUGUAUUUAUAUAUGUUAUUUGUAUAUUUUUACCUAGUUGUAUGUUUUUACAUAUGUACAAAUUUCAUUUCUUAGAAGAAAGGGUCGAAUAGAUGGAGAAUUAGGUGAACAUAAGAGAACUAGACUAAAUCGUUUGACGCCAGAAAUUAAACUAUACAAAAACGUUCAUGUCUAUGGUGCUCUUAAUGUGUAACUUAAAGGAAUAGUCCACCCAAAAAUGAAAGUUUUGACAUGAAUUACUCAAGCCUGUAUACAUUUCUUUGUUUGGUUUAACACAAAGAUAUUUGUAUGAAAGGUUAGCAACUGAUAUUCCUGAGACAUCGACUACCAUAUAUAAUUGCAAAUAUUUGUAUUGGUCGUUUUAACACAAAAGAUGUUUUGAGCAAUUUAGGAAAGCAAAAUGUUCUGGGGCACCUUUGACUACCGUUAUAAUUUUUCCUACUAUGGAAGUCAAUGAUGUUCCAGAAAUCUCAGUUGCUAACAUUCUUCCAAAUAUCUUUGUGUUCAACCAAACAACAUUUUUAUACAGGUUUGGAACAACUAGAGACUGGGUAAUUCAUGGCAGAUUUUUCAUUUUUGGGUGAACUGUCCCUUUAAGUCCAGACCCUUACAUUAUCCAACACCUUUUAAAGCUGUUGCAUUAUAAAUGUGUAGUUUUCAAAGAUUUGUAUAAACACUUCAUAAAACCUAUAUUAUUUGUAAUUUAAAUCUGUAAAGUCCUAUUUGAGCUUGUCUCCUAAAACAUGUCAUGAGUUUAUUGAUUGUAAAGCAGCACUUUACAUAACUAAUCCAAUUCCAAAUAGCCCCGAGCCUUUUAAAUAUUGAACCUCUAUAAUGAACUUCCAAAAUUCUCAAAAGAUUACACUCGAACAUUUUGCUCCCACAGUAAGAAUGACAAGGAACAUUGAGACAUAUUUCUUUAACUAUAUUCUUUGUACAGUACACAUUCUGUAGGUUUGUGUGGUUUAAGAAUUGUCUGGAAUCUGACCUGUCCUGUUUCUUACACCUUAAUUCAUUUUGCCUUGUAUUUUUGAGCACAUGUUCAGCACAUUGUAAUUUGUUCAUGUUAAGGGAUAGUUCACCCACAAAUGCCAAUUCUGUCAUCAUUUACUCAGCCUAAAGUUAUUUCAAACCGGUUUACGUUUUACUCUUCUAAACCCAAAAGAAGAUUUGUAGGAAUGUUUGUAACCCAACAGUUCUGGAGAACCAUUGACUUCCAUGGUAGGAAACAAAACUACAAUGAUACUCGUCAGUGCCUCAGAGCGCUUUGGUUUCCUGCAUAAUUUGAGGGUGAAUAAAUGACAGGAUUUUCAUUUGAGGUGAACUGUCACUUUAAGGGCCUGACUGCUCCAAACUGUUGAACUUUAAAUAGUUCAGUUGUUAUUGUAUUCCCAAAUAUGCCAUUUAAAGUAGUAUUGUACACAUUUCUCUGUGUAAAGUCAUAGUAUGUUUCAUUUCCACAGAUGUUUUGACAUGGUGCAUAAAUAUCUUAUUUUGCUCA